Messenger RNA from Anastrepha obliqua, 1426 nucleotides. RefSeq names its product DNA polymerase delta subunit 2 (gene PolD2). Gene Ontology annotation, biological process: DNA replication; DNA strand elongation involved in DNA replication. The record is from RefSeq and is a predicted model, not a curated record. Gene Ontology annotation, cellular component: delta DNA polymerase complex. The coding region runs from base 95 to 1384 and encodes 429 amino acids. The transcript has a single exon. Lineage: Eukaryota; Metazoa; Arthropoda; Insecta; Diptera; Tephritidae. Gene Ontology annotation, molecular function: DNA binding.
AACAAUUUUCCCGGGCAAACACACACUUUCGAGUUUAGUUUAAGUGAUACAUUUUCGUGAUAUAAAUAAUCAAUUUAUUCUAUUAUUACUAAUAAUGGGAUCCCGCAGCAAGACGGAGUACGAAGACUUCUCCAGUAAAUAUCGUGUGUCUUCUUUUGAUUACAACAAACAGUAUUCGCACUUUUAUGCUCAUCGUUUGAGAGAGAUGACAUCUCUCCUCCUAACUCGCGUGGAGGAACAGUGGGGCAACAGUCACUCCGUAAAAAAACUUUGCGUGUUACGGGAGGAACAAACCGAGCAAUGCAUAAUUAUCGGUACGAUUUACAAACAUCAAAACCACAAACCAAGCAUAUUACGCGAAAUUUCCGAAGAAAAUCAACUGGCUCCUCAGCCGCCUCGUAAAUAUUAUGCUGAUCUUGAAGAUAAAAUAAUUCUUGAAGAUGAACUUCAACGUGUUCGGCUAUGCGGUAAAGUGGAUGGUCGCUAUUUAGCAUCAGGGGUCGCGUGCGCUGUUUUGGGAUGUAUUGAGGAAGAUGGUCGUUUCGUUGUUGAAAGAAUUUUAUUUUAUGAAGCAGGUCCGCAGAAACCUUUGCGCAAUUAUUGUCAAGGCAGAAAACUAGUUCUUAUAUCGGGUAUAGACUACUCCCAAGUACAUAAUUAUGUCGAUUCUUUGAAUCUGUUCCAACACUGGUUAUGUGGCAAUGUAUCUGGGAAUUCAUGCACUGGAAUAACUCGUGUAAUUAUAGCGGGAAAUUCCGCACGGACGUCGUCAGAAGAACAUCAAACUACAUCUUUACAAGCUCGAAGCACAGAAAAUAGUGGAGCCGUAGCAGCACUGCGCACAUUAGACAGUUGGUUUGCUUGUUGGUCGAAAAGUGUAUUCAUCGAUUUAAUGCCAGGGGCACACGAUCCAGCCAACUUUAUGCUACCCCAACAGCCGUUCCACAAAUUUAUGUAUCCCGAAUCAUCUAAAAAUGCCUCUUUUCGCAGUGUUUCCAAUCCAUAUGCUUGUGCUUUAGACAGCAUUCAAAUAGUGGGAUGCUCGGGACAGAAUGUACACGAUCUUAUAAGAUGUACAAUGAUUGAGCAACCAUUGGAGGCACUACGAAGCACUCUAGUUUGGGGGCAUAUAGCUCCGACGGCGCCCGACACUCUUGCUUGCUAUCCAUAUGUUAAUAGUGAUCCGUUUAUUUUGUAUGAAUGUCCCCAUAUAUAUUUCGCAGGAAACUGCGACACAUUUCAAACGGACUUACAAAAAGGCCCCAAAGGACAAAUAACAAGAUUGAUUUGCAUUCCAAGCUUUUGCAAAACUCAAAGCAUUGCCGUAGUUAAUUUGGACUCGCUUGAUUGUAAGGAAAUUAAAUUUAAUAUAGAUUCUGAAUAAAAAAUAAUAAAAUAAAACACUUAUAUACAGCUUCAUACUCCA